UAAAUGCAAUGAAUUAUGAAGACCUGAAAAGUUAUGACCACAAAAUCGAUCAUGUUGAUGAAACUGUUAAAGAUGGUAAUAGGGAUGUUAGACCUAUAAAAUUUGAUCAAAAAGAUAAAAUAAAAGUCAAUAAUACAUCUGAAAACUCCAAUAAAAAGAAGUUAGAUAAGUCAAAAUCUGAGGUUAAUCAAGUGCUGGCUACAAAGAAUAGUAAUGAUCAUGAAAGUAGUCUUGAAAAGAAUAAAUAUAAGGUUUUCUUUAGUUAA
Messenger RNA from Racocetra persica, 266 nucleotides. NCBI's taxonomy places the organism in Eukaryota, Fungi, Glomeromycota, Glomeromycetes, Diversisporales, Gigasporaceae. The record is from the annotation of a GenBank genome assembly.